UGCGCGUGCUGUGCGCGUGCUCCAUAAGCUAGUUAGCUUGAUAUAACAUUGGUAAAUAUGAAUUGUGUCAUUGUCGGGAGCGGUGUAAAAGUGUUUGGGAAGGCUAUCCAUGCCCUGUCAAGGAUCGGAGAUGAGCUGUGGUUGGAUCCUAUGGUCAAAGGGGUGAGCAACACUAAAUGUCUGGCUCUGAGAUCAGUGAAUUCUGCUCAUUCAGGGUAUGCCUGCUUCCUCUUCUCACCACUGUUCUUCCAAGAGUACAGCAUGGGGUCGUUACCAGAGCAGGGCGCUGAAGCAGUCCAAUGCAAACUGGUCAUGAAGUCUGUCCUACCACUUUUUCGGUGUCUGACUUCCAUUGAGCGUAAUGUGGAACGUUGCCAGAUAUCCGUCAGCACUCCCAGUGACCGAGUGAUAAUCCAGUUUUUCUGCAGACAUGGUAUCACUAAAACCCACAACAUACACUUCCAGGACAGUGAGGCUCUUCAAGCAGUGUUUGCCCCACACCUCUGUCCUAAUGUGCUGAAGGCUCCUGCUAGGCUUUUAGGUGACAUGGUGAGGCACUUCCCAGUGUUUCAGGAGGAAAUCACUCUGUCCAUGAGUCCACUGAAAGUCAGUCUGAGAAAUCAUUACGAGGAAAGAAAGGGUCAUGUGAGGAUGAUGCACACGGAGAUGUCCUUACACCCAGAUGAGUUUGGGUUCUUUCAGAUCGGAGUGGACUCGGACAUAACCUUCUGCCUGAAGGAGUUGAGGGGUUUCCUAUCCUUUGCAGAGUCACAUUCCCUCCCAGUGUCCAUUCACUUUGAUGCAGCAGGAAAGCCUGUUUGCUUCUCUGUGGAGGACAUGGUCCUUGAGGCCACUGUGGUGCUGGCCACUUUGAUGGAGUCUGAAUUCAGGGGUCCUUCUCAGCCAAAAGAGACCCCAGCUCCCUCUACACCUAGGUUUGCAGAUGCUGCUGCUCUCCAUGUUGAUAAAUGUGAAGGACAGAGCGACAUCCCUCAUGACGUUCCUCAUGUAAUGGAGCUAGUCCCAUCCAGCCAGGGCAGCCCUAUAAUCACCUCUUCUGAUCUGAUGCAUCUCCUGCCUCACAACAACAACCCUACCAGACUCCAUGUAGCUGAUGAAGAAUGUGCCAGUGCCACCGUAACGCCAGCUUCCUCUACGAUCUGCUCCCUUCUUUUCAAAGCCUUAUCCUCAGAGCAUCAUGACGACGAGUUUAGUGCCAGGCUGCCUGUUCUGGCAUGUUACAGUGAUGAUGAAGAAACUCUGGAGGAAGACUAUCCACGAAGCCCUAGACUGUGAACACUGAGCUGUUACAGGUCAUUUGUGAUUUCUGCCAAAAAGGGAGCAACUUAAAUGUUUAGUAGGAUUUUUAAGUCAUUAAUUCCCCUUUCAUUUCAACUUAUUUUAAAGCAUUUCGUUUACUGCACAAAGAUUGUGCCCUUUUCCAUGUUAGAUUUCUCACUAGUGUUAUUCACAAGUGAUUAACUUAUUAUAGUAACUGUUGUAACAUGUAAGGGGAACUAUAACAACCCAUUUAUUAAAACAUUAAUUCAGCAUGAUGCCGCCAUACCUGUUAUGCGAUUGUCUGAAGAAUGUGGGAGUACACGCAUAGUGUACAAAGCAUUCCUAAACUUUAUCGGGCCUGCACUGCAGCUUGAGUUCAGUGAGGUAAACACUGAAUGCAGAGCUAAAUGUGAUAAUGUCUUGAUGGGAAAAUAUAGCCCUAAAGGCAUCCAGCCAGCUGGUGUGGAAGAAAGGCAAAAAACGCCUCUGCAUUGUAUUGUUCAUCACACACUGCAUGGAAGGAAAAAGAAAAAAAAAAAACAGCAGGUGAUGUUUGUCUCAUAGAAAUCAAACACAAGAAGAUAAUA
Melanotaenia boesemani (Boeseman's rainbowfish) is the source of this 1868-nucleotide messenger RNA. RefSeq names its product RAD9 checkpoint clamp component B (gene rad9b). The transcript has 11 exons. Bases 58 to 1296 code for a protein of 412 amino acids. Gene Ontology annotation, biological process: mitotic intra-S DNA damage checkpoint signaling; cellular response to ionizing radiation; DNA repair. Gene Ontology annotation, cellular component: checkpoint clamp complex. Lineage: Eukaryota; Metazoa; Chordata; Actinopteri; Atheriniformes; Melanotaeniidae. The record is from RefSeq and is a predicted model, not a curated record.